AUGUUGUCGAGAAUUCGCGCGGUUCGAGACGGCCCCGAUGGGGGCUGGAGUCUUUCUCCGUCUGACUCCGCCUCCAAUCUUCGCCCGUGACGUUCCAGCCCCUGUUCGCCAACCACUUCUUCGGCAAGGCCCAGGUCAUCAAGGGGUUCUCGGAGGUCGCGGUGCAUAUCCCGAGGACAUCCUACAUCUUCGUAAGCACGAGGCCUGCUCGAUGUAGGUGUCUUGGUCGCCUGCUCGCAAUAUAGCCUGCUCGCGUGUUGUCCGGUCCUUCCCGCUGUCCUCCUUCCUUGCUGCAAUGGAAGCUUCGUAUGUGCGUCCCGCCUGGUUCGUCAAGCUGAACGUCCGCGGCAGCGAGUUUAAACUCGGCAACGCAGCGCUGAGAAAGCACCCCGCCUUUCCUGAUCGAUGCGGACCCCGCCUUCUUUGGCUACAUCAUUCAGUACUACACCACAGGGCUGCCCAUCCACAUCAAGGCGGACGUUGAGCCACUCGAACUCAAGGGAGAGUUCGAGUGGCUCGGCAUCAGCAUCGACAUCGACAGCCGGGGAAGACACCAGGGAAAACCAGAGGGCAUCGGAUUCCGCAACGAGUCAAAAUUCAAUCGCAUGUCCUUUACUGCCUUGUCGAGAUCAGGCGUGUCUGUCUGCAGUGGCGGGGGAGGAGGAGAGGCAGAUUCAAUGGGUCAUGGAACUGAUAAAACCGAAGACAAGCAACGAGACAAAGGUACAUGAGAAAUCUGUAUGCGUUCUUCCCGUAUCUAUGCAUUGUCUCUCCUUGAGGUGGCCGUCAGUCGGGAGCUGAUCAAGGAGUUGCAUCUGGAGCGUGAUGUCUCGCUCCAAUGGGACAUCAACACCGACCGACAGCCAGACUACAUGAAUGAAGACGACAAGACGUUAUCAAGGUUGAUGCGGCAUUCUUGGAAUGCAAGCCUCGCCUGUGCCUGACACCAGGGCCUACAGAGCUGCCAGCGCAAGAAACGAGCUUCAAUCCCAACGACUGGGCCGAGCUGAAAGCGAAGCUUGAAUUCGACGAGCUGACAGUAUAUUGUCCUCUUCAGCCAUUGUCUUAGUUGGGGAUCCAUUUGUCUUGUUUUGCUUUGCAGAAUCCAGAAGAGCGUCAGGCCGCCAAAGCACUCCUUGGAUGGAAGUUUGAUAUGGCGACGAAAUGGGUAGGACGAUAGCUAAGCCCAUCAAAUGGGUGUGUAAGAUGGUGGGGGUGGUGGCCAAAGGUGACGGCGAAUGCGCGUCAGACACCAUCGUCGUCACAGCAACACAGCUGAUCGAAGGCAUUCCCCGCCCCCUUCCCGAUACGCAUCCGCUUGUUCGUCGCGG
Molecule: messenger RNA, 1331 nt
Organism: Vitrella brassicaformis
Lineage: Eukaryota; Vitrellaceae
Source: the annotation of a GenBank genome assembly